Gracilinanus agilis (Agile Gracile Mouse Opossum) is the source of this 1504-nucleotide messenger RNA. RefSeq names its product cytochrome P450 26A1. NCBI's taxonomy places the organism in Eukaryota, Metazoa, Chordata, Mammalia, Didelphimorphia, Didelphidae. Gene Ontology annotation, biological process: sterol metabolic process. The record is from RefSeq and is a predicted model, not a curated record. Bases 1 to 1497 code for a protein of 498 amino acids. The transcript is spliced from 7 exons. Gene Ontology annotation, molecular function: monooxygenase activity; oxidoreductase activity, acting on paired donors, with incorporation or reduction of molecular oxygen; iron ion binding.
AUGGGUUUCUCCGCCCUGCUGGCCAGCGCUUUAUGCACCUUCGUGCUACCGCUGCUGCUCUUUUUGGCCGCCGUCAAGCUCUGGGACCUGUACUGUUUGAGCACUCGGGACCACAGCUGCGGUCUCCCGUUGCCCCCGGGGACUAUGGGGUUGCCCUUCUUCGGAGAAACGCUGCAGAUGGUAUUGCAGCGGAGGAAGUUCUUGCAGAUGAAACGCAGAAAGUACGGCUUUAUCUAUAAGACUCAUCUUUUCGGGCGGCCCACCGUGCGGGUCAUGGGCGCGGACAACGUGCGGCAGAUACUCCUGGGGGAGCACCGUCUGGUGUCUGUGCACUGGCCCGCCUCCGUCCGGACCAUCCUGGGCUCCGGCUGCCUCUCCAACCUCCACGAUUCUUUGCACAAGAAGCGCAAAAAGUUGAUCAUGCAGGCUUUCAACCGGGAAGCGUUGCAGUGCUAUGUGCCGGUAAUAGCUGAAGAAAUAAAAAAUGCUUUGGAAAGGUGGCUCCAGUGCGGCGACAGCGGCCUCUUGGUCUACCCCGAGGUCAAGCGCCUCAUGUUCCGAAUUGCCAUGCGCAUCUUGCUGGGCUGCGAGUCAGGCAGCGCGACAGAGGGGGACAGCGAGAGGCAACUAGUGGAAGCUUUUGAGGAGAUGACCCGUAACUUGUUCUCCUUGCCCAUCGAUGUGCCUUUCAGCGGAUUUUACCGAGGCAUGAAGGCGAGGAACCUCAUCCACGCGCGCAUCGAAAAGAACAUUCGUGCCAAGCUGGGAGGACAACGGGAACCCGAGGCCGGGGGCUGGCGUGUCAAAGACGUGUUACAGCUGCUCAUCGAGCACACGCAGGAGAAUGGCGAGAGGCUAGAUAUGCAGGAGUUGAAGCAAUCUUCAACGGAACUUCUCUUCGGAGGGCAUGAGACUACAGCGAGUGCUGCCACAUCUCUGAUCACUUAUCUGGGACUCCAUCACCAUGUGCUUCAGAAAGUGAGAGAAGAACUAAAGAGUAAGGGUUUACUUUGCAAAAGCAGCCAUGAUGAAAAAUUGGACAUAGACAUUUUGGAACAACUUAAGUACAUAGGAUGUGUUAUUAAGGAAACUCUCAGGCUGAAUCCUCCUGUUCCAGGGGGCUUUCGUAUUGCUCUCAAGACUUUUGAGUUAAAUGGAUACCAGAUUCCCAAAGGAUGGAAUGUUAUCUACAGUAUCUGUGAUACUCAUGAUGUUGCAGAUAUUUUUACCAACAAGGAAGAAUUUAACCCUGACCGGUUUCUGUUGCCUUAUCCAGAGGAUUCUUCCAGAUUCAGUUUCAUUCCAUUUGGAGGAGGUCUCAGGAGCUGUGUAGGCAAAGAGUUUGCAAAAAUUCUUCUCAAAAUAUUUACAGUGGAGUUGGCCAGGCAUUGUGAUUGGCAACUUCUAAAUGGACCUCCUACUAUGAAAACUAGUCCCACCGUGUACCCAGUGGACAAUCUCCCUACAAAAUUUAUGCAUUUCAAGGGUGAAAUGUAGUUAGUAC